AUGAACGGACGCUUACAGUGCGUGAAUGAGCUUGCAUGAUCAUAGCGGGGUAAGUUUGCGUAACAUGCUCGUUUGGUGCAAAUGGGUUUAAAUUUUAUCAUUAGACAUUCCCGUAUUAUCAUUAUGUAAAAUGCCCCAGUCGAAAUAAUAUUAGGUAACUUUUGAAUGGAAACCUUGUUUAUUUCGAGUAAUACAUUUGUAUAUUGGCAACCUGGUAAGCGACCUACCUACCGAUCCACUAUGUAACACUGCCCCAUCUUCAGUGAAAAAAAUCGCAAGUACAGUGAGACUGUCUGCCAUUGUAAGUUUGGUGUUACUAUUUUUGUACAAGACAAAUUACACCAGAGACAGAUUCUUCUUUCAGUUUCCGAUUACAGUCGGGUGCUUUUUGUGUAUGUCUCUUGGAGCUAUGCUAAAUUUCAGGCAUGGAACGUUCAGAAAUGACCAUUUACAGCUACUGAGAUCUUUGGUGCAGUUUGACGUGUCCUAUAUACAAUACCUCGACGAAAACUAUGGAAAUCAUCAAAAGUAUCGUAACAGAACUGUAUUGGCGUUUUUCUUCAUGUUAUCUGUCACAAACUCAAGUAUUCUGGCAUUUGACGAAUCUAAUGAUCUUGAUUGGUUUCUGUUAUUGCCAAAGGUUAUUGACCGAAUCAAUUCAGCAUGGUGUUCUUAUAGCAUUACAAUACAUGCUAUGGAGAUAAAAAUUCGAUAUGAUAACCUCAACUCACACCUGAAAAAUUUGGGAAAAGAUGGAGAAAAACCAAUAUCUCUAGAUCCUCUGAAGACAGAAACCUUAAUCACCAGCAAGUUGUAUUACGUGAAUCGUCUGCAUUACAAGUUGUACCGCAUCAUUAGUCGUUUUUCAGACAUCUACAGCAUCCCCAUGCUUAUUAUAAUUUUCAUAUCCAUAUGCAUCACGGUGACAGAUUUUUACUACAUCUACAAGAUGAUGUUUUUGGAGAUCGAAGAUUUGUCAAAAACCUAUGCUGUAUUGCAUGGCUGUCAAAUAGUCAUGCGCUUCCUCGAGUUGGCCGUUUUGGUGGAAGCUUGCUUUGGCGUUUGUGAAAGUGCCAACAGCACACCAGUAUUGCUACACCAAUACCGGAACGAUUUUUAUAACAAUAAAAUCGACUCUCAUAUUCAAAUGUAUUCCUUACAGCAUCUGCAUCAAAAAGUAUUUAUAAACGUUCUUGGUUUUUUGGAAGUAGAUUUGUCUACGUUAUAUACGGUAAGUUUCAAAUGUAAAAACAUUGAUCAACGUAUUCCACCAGAAGCUGGCCAACGUAAUGCUAUAAUCCCGCGUCCAAAAUUAUCAAAGAUAAAAUGAGAUAACGUAGCGUUAUCUCUGAACAGUGUUGCCAAACCUACCAAUUUUUCGGUAUUUCUACCGAAAUGAGACCUUGUUUACCGAAAACGUCCUUAUUUUCCACGGUUUAUUUUAAAAUAUUUAUUAUUUUUUAAAGCUAGAUUUGGACGCGGGAUUAUGGUACUAGGUGUUUGGCAACUCAUCAGC
Molecule: messenger RNA, 1516 nt
Organism: Acanthoscelides obtectus
Lineage: Eukaryota; Metazoa; Arthropoda; Insecta; Coleoptera; Chrysomelidae
Source: the annotation of a GenBank genome assembly